UGGAGAAAAUCAAGAAAGCGUUACACAGGGUAGGCAGACAGGUCGCAAAACGUAGUGACACGUUUGCAUGGGCGUAGCAACCUAAAAGAGACAGUUCCAAUUGCGAGAAAGGGGGAGGGUACACAGCCAACGAGCGGCAUUAAUAAUUGAUUGCGCUUUUUUUUCCUCGGGUGUCAGGACGUGGGACGCUCCAGAAGGUAGAACUCCGUGCAAUUCAGUGAGUUCCUACAGCACGACCAGCUGCAGUUCCCCACACAAACGCUCGUGCAGUCACCGUGCAGGAAGACGCUCUUUAGCCUGGAAAUAUAGGGAUGCGCGAGGCUAGCAGCUGAACAUACCCGCCUAACAUUGCGAGUAAACUUCCUUUCGGAGCGGGUUAGAUCGUCCUGUUAACAGACGCAAGUCGCCGGGAAAGAUCUGGCAACCCAGGGACUGCUUCAUCAGCCCGAUCUGAAUGUAAUAUCGCGAAGCUAAGGAAGGCAGGAAUAAAAAGCCAUCGCCAUGAAUUUUGUAAUGAAGCAAGCGUUGGGAGGGGCCACCAAAGACAUGGGGAAGAUGCUGGGAGGGGAGGAGGACAAGGACCCCGAAGCUGAAAAGGAGAAGGAGGAAGAAAGGCAAGAAGCUCUCCGGCAACAGGAGGAGGAGAGGAAGGCCAAGUACGCAAAGAUGGAGGCGGAGAGAGAAACGAUGCGACAGGGCAUCAGGGAUAAGUACGGCAUAAAGAAGCGGGAAGAGGCCGAGGCAGAGGCCCAGGCGGCCAUGGAGCAGGCCUCUGAGGGCAGCCUCACGCGCCCAAAGAAGGCGGUGCCCGCCGGCUGUGGGGACGAGGAGGAAGAGGAGGAGAGCAUAAUGGACACGGUCAUGAAGUACCUACCCGGUCCACUCCAAGACAUGUUCAAAAAGUAACCGCGCGCAGCGAUGUUAGAACGUUCACGUUUAGGUUCAACCACUCAUUCCAUUCCUCCCUCCCCAGAGACUUAGAACAUAGACCGAAAUUAACCAUGUUCCACCUGUUCUAUUUGUAAAUAGCCUCUGGUUUAAAAUCGUAACAGUAAUGAAAAAAAAAUACAAUAUAUAUCAAUAAUACAAAUAUUUACAAAUAACUCUAAGAGUAUAAGCCAUACUUUUACCUUUGAAGGAAAUAUCGGAAUCAUAUCAUGUUACUGAAUGAGUUUUUGCUGUUUAUAAUAUUUAUAUAUAGGUAUAUAUAUAAAUAUAUACAUAUGUAUGUAACUAACCUCCCUCUAUGUGAAUUAAUUGGUACUCAUGAUCAAUAUCCCCAUUCAUUUCACAGGCAUUAAUGUAACAAACCUUUAACCACAAUGUUGUAAAUUGGAAGAAGGCAUACCUACACAUUUAAAUGUUUUUCCAAGCAUGCCAGUGAUUAAAUACUUUGUGAAUAUAUGUACAAUUUUGAUUUUUUUAUUUAUUUUGUGGUAAAUUACAUAAAAAAUUUAGGCAAUAAUUCUGUCUUUAAAAAUUGUCAUCUCAUCAAUGCCUCACAGUGUGAUUUAAUAAAUGUAACAUUUCAUCUGCAUACAUCCAACACAUUGAAAAUGUCAGUCACGUGUUGAUUUGAUAACAGACUCAGUGCUCACAAAUUAUGAAUAGUGAGUGCUGAACAUACCUUUUCAUGUUUCAUCAUCAAAUAUGUUCAGCAAUGAUAUCAGGAGAUUAAGUUGUUUAACUGCUAUCAA
Messenger RNA from Megalops cyprinoides (Indo-Pacific tarpon), 1697 nucleotides. RefSeq names its product complexin-1-like. Gene Ontology annotation, cellular component: SNARE complex; terminal bouton. NCBI's taxonomy places the organism in Eukaryota, Metazoa, Chordata, Actinopteri, Elopiformes, Megalopidae. Gene Ontology annotation, biological process: synaptic vesicle exocytosis; neurotransmitter transport; regulation of neurotransmitter secretion. The coding region runs from base 502 to 906 and encodes 134 amino acids. The transcript is spliced from 4 exons. The record is from RefSeq and is a predicted model, not a curated record. Gene Ontology annotation, molecular function: syntaxin binding.